Molecule: messenger RNA, 285 nt
Organism: Gongylonema pulchrum
Lineage: Eukaryota; Metazoa; Nematoda; Chromadorea; Rhabditida; Gongylonematidae
Source: the annotation of a GenBank genome assembly
AUGGGUGCACUACAGUCUCGCGUGCGUGAAUGGGCGCUGCAGUUACUACUCGGUUCGCGUGCUGAAUGUCGCACGAAUGCGCUUCGGGCGUGUCUGCUUGCAUCCGAUGUUGCUUCAGAGGGUGCGCAGAGUAUCAUCAAACUUGUUGCCACCAGUCUUAUUGCAAAUGACUGCAUGACAGAUGGUGUGCAGCUCUUGUUUUUAAUUGGUCACGGUAAUGAUGCUUGUCGAUAUCUGCAGGCUCAUGGCUUCUGGAGUAAAAGCUUUCAUUUUGCAAAGCCAUAA